Messenger RNA from Uncinocarpus reesii 1704, 525 nucleotides. RefSeq lists its product as uncharacterized. The coding region runs from base 1 to 525 and encodes 174 amino acids. The record is from RefSeq and is a predicted model, not a curated record. NCBI's taxonomy places the organism in Eukaryota, Fungi, Ascomycota, Eurotiomycetes, Onygenales, Onygenaceae. Gene Ontology annotation, biological process: fungal-type cell wall organization. The transcript has a single exon.
AUGCGAGUGCCGCAAUCCGUCUCCCUCUUCGUCCUGGCAGCCUCCAUUCCUCUCACAACGGCGUCCUCGCACGCCUACGAUCGUCUCCCGCCUGAUCAAGAAGCGGCACUGCUUCCCAUCCUCCCCUUCCUCCGGAACCCAGCCGCAACUCCAGGCUCCUUAUCCUCGCACUCCCGACCCCCGCCAACCCGCCCGCCGUCUCUCAGCGAGCGAGGAAUUGUGGACGCACCCCCCGCCGCCCAACCCACAAAGGUCACCCAAAUGUCCCCCGUGAUGACAAUAAAUGUGGACGGCAAACCAGUGCUAUACACACAGAAAUUCUCGCCCGUGCCGGACCAGCUGCCGCAGCCAAAGAAAGGGGCAAUCGGACUCGGCACGUUGGAGGGGGAAAUUGGGGAGACGUCCACGAUUGAUAAGCGGGCACCAGCCGAAACGGAGACGUCGACCACAAAUGGAGAGCCUCUGAGACUUCUGGCAAGACAUUCGAGAUGCAAAACGCUAGAGUGUGUGAGAGCGCAUUCUUAA